AUGUCGAGCUUGAAUGAUAUCUUAAUCAGAAGAGCACCAGCCGAGAAUGAUAAGGAAUGGAAACGUAGUUUCAAAGCUGUUGCUAGCCUCUUUUAUGACAAAGAAAUCGCUACCAUCUCAGCAUCGCUGUCGCAGUCAUUGGCAGCCAUCAAUCAAUACCAAGGCGCCUAUACAGCAGCAACAACAGGAACAAUUCUUAGAAAGCUAACAGCAGCAGUGGCGGCUGUCCCAGAAAAGAAUGUCACAGAAAAGAACACGUCGUCGACGCAUUUUGUGGUUCCCAUUGUUUGGUCAGAUGAGUUUACAGGAAGAAAAGAAAUUUUAAAGAAAAUUGAGUUAUUGAUGGAAAACGACGAGCAGCAUCGUAGAAUCGCAAUGAUCGGUCUCGGUGGGGUUGGGAAAACACGCGUGAUGCUUCAAUAUGCCUAUCGGUUCAAGGAUACAACGACUUCAGUACUCUGGAUUCAUGCCAGUAGUAUCUCAAGAGUCAACAAAGCAUGCUUGGAGAUCGCGAAGGCAGUUAAGUUUUCAAGAUGGGAUGAUCCGAAAUCCGACAAACUCGAGUUAGUGAGAGAAUGGCUGGAAAGUCCUGAGUCCGGCAAGUGGUUACUAUUCCUUGACAAUGCAGACGACUUCGAUCUUUUAUUUGGAGCGGGUCGCUUGGCAAAGUUUCUACCUCGAUCGAAUCACGGCGCAAUCUUGAUGACCACUCGAGACGCUAGAGUAGGUAUGGAAUUCGCCAAACAAAAAUGCAUUACUCUUGGUGCCUUAACAAAUGACGAAUCCACAGAGCUGCUGCGCUCCCGACUUGGUGAUUCUGAGGAAAGUCUAGAACAUCUGCAAAAUUUGGGAGAAGAACUUUGUGGAAUCCCACUAGCACUAGUUCAAGCAUCGUCAUUUAUCAAGCAAAACUAUCUUACAAUCCCGGAUUACCUCGAGCUCUACCGCGCGAGCGACUUGGACAAAAUUGAGCUAUUGAGUGAAGAUUUUGACGACGAGAUCCGGGAUUCAGAAAGCCGAAAUCCAGUAGCGACGACAUGGAGUGUAUCGUUCGACUACAUCCGCAAACGCGAUCCUUUGGCCGCUGAGAUGUUGUCAAUAAUGAGUACACUCGACUCGCAGGCGAUACCCGAGUCCUUGUUAAACUUUGGAAGCAACAAGAUAAAGUUUCAAAAGGCUUUGGUGACGUUGCAAGCAUUUGCGUUGGUGUCCGCAAGAUCAGAUGGGUUUUCCUGGGAAGGUCGCAAGGAAAGACUCUUUGAUUUGCAUCGAUUGGUGCGGCUUGCAAUGAGAAGUUGGUUGAAUCACCACGAGGAACUUGAAAGUCACACGGCAAAAGCACUGUCGAUAAUGGCACAACGCUUCACUGACGGCGACUGGGAAACUCGAGGGAAGUGGUCAUCAUAUUUGCCUCACGCAGCCGUUCUCUUGGCCUCGGAACAUUUUGAGGCGCUAGAUGAUAGCUAUAACGACCCAGUGUCUCAUGAUAAUGAAUCAGGAACUCUCAACCACAGACCCGAGGGUAUAGUGUGCCAAAUCUGCGCAGCCAGUUUGCUUACCAUACUGGCUACAUGCCAUUAUACAAUUGGAAAACCUAGCCUGAGCUUGAACGAGGCCGAAAAAGCGUAUCGAAUUAGAAGGAAUCUACUCGGGGAAAACCACGUCGACACAUUAGCAGUGCUCGACCUCAUCGCAAAGCCCGCAAAAGAUUUAUAUCUCUUCGACCGAGCCGUCGAGGUUUGUCAACUUGCCAUCAAAGGCAAGACGGACACUUUAGGACCUGACCAUCCUUCAACGCUGAGAAGUUACGCUUACUUGGGUAUAACGUAUCGACCAAUGGGACGCCUCCAUGAAGCAAAGAAGUACGGAACGCACGCUCUGGAACAUCGCCGAAAACACUUGGGCAAAGACCAUCCGGAUACUCUGAUAUCCAUGGGCUACGUCGCAACUGUCACACGUGCGUUAGGAGACUACCCAGCCGCAAUCAAAAUUGAAACGGAAAAAUUCGAUGCCUGGACUAAACUUCAGGGCCCCUCGCAUCCAGUGCGGUUGGAAGCCAUGGCAGAACUGGCAUGGGCACAUGCAUGUCAAGGAAACUACAAUCAAGCCGCGCAGUUAAUGUCACAUUCGGUAAACGCGCAGCUCGAACUACACGGCUCAAAGCAUUUCUUCACCAUGUGGUCCAUGGCGAACAUGGCGGUCAUCUUGGGAAUGCAAGGCAAGUACGCGGAAGCGGAAGAGCUAUGCGAGCGCGUUCUGGAGCUCAGAACGAAAUACAUGGGAGUGUCUCAUCCGUUUCGUUAUGUGUCGAAGUUGUACCUGGCUUGGCUGUACAACGAAACAGGGCGAUACCAAGAGGCUGAGGCCAUUGAACGUGAGGUCUUGGUCUUUCAGCAAGGCUUCUAUGGAGGGAAAGGGAAUCACGAUGUCUUACUGACAGAGUCACAACUUGCUUCUACGUUGACGUACUUGGGAAAUCACGAAGAGGCGAAUAAGAUCAAGAGUGAUGUUUUGGAGAUACGGAUGAAGUCUACAGGAGCUAGACACCCGGUUACCCUGAGGUGUAAGUCUACUCUGGGAUUGACGUGUAUGCAUCUGGGAGAAUUUGCCACAUCAGAGUCGCUUUUGGUCGAUGCUUGGGAGAACCAGAAGGAAGUGCUGGGGGAAGGGCACCCGGAGACUAUUACUACGGUGCAUCGAAUCGCUGGACUGCGUGAAAGACAGGGGAGGCAUGAGGAAGCACAGAAAUUAUGUGAAAUCGUAGUGGAAGCUAGUGUGCGUGCUUUAGGUGAAAUGCAUCCUAGAACAAGAGCACGCGUGGCGGAUCUGGGAAGAUUCGACGAGUUUUUGAAACAUGAAAACGUCUUUGAUGAUAAGUUUCAAGUGGAGGGUCCUGACCCGACGGAAGCUGUAAACAGAUUACUGGCAGUAGUAGGCAUUAGUGAUUCCUGA
Messenger RNA from Glarea lozoyensis ATCC 20868, 2952 nucleotides. Its product is annotated as P-loop containing nucleoside triphosphate hydrolase. Bases 1 to 2952 code for a protein of 983 amino acids. The transcript has 3 exons. Lineage: Eukaryota; Fungi; Ascomycota; Leotiomycetes; Helotiales; Helotiaceae. Gene Ontology annotation, molecular function: protein binding; ADP binding. The record is from RefSeq and is a predicted model, not a curated record.